UUGUCCUGUUGUGAAGCCCUCUGUCCUGGAACCCUGCACCCCUCGGUCCUAUCUCUCCAUCACUUCAUAGUGGGACUCUUCUGCAGCAUCCAGGGAGGUCUGCAACAUCACUUGAAGAACCCGAAGAGUCAGGAACCAUGCUGACCAUUUUGGCGCUAGCGUCGGUCAUACUCCUGGGAAUAGUGCCCCAGCAGUCUGAGGCCAUCGUCAUCUACACGGGCUGGGAGCGUCACGCUCUGGUGGGCUCUGACAUCCGUCUUUCCUGCUCCUUCUUCUCCUGGCGCUGGACCUCUGAUGAUGUCACCUUCUCCUGGAGCUACCGGCCCGACGGUGCCAGGGACGCCAUCUCUGUCUUCCACUACACCGGUGGAGCUCCCUACGUAGACAACAAGGGACCCUUCAGAGACAGGCUGGAGUUUGUGGGGAACCCUGGUCGCCGGGACGGAUCCAUCCUGCUCAAAAACCUAGACUACGGAGACAACGGCACCUUCACCUGCGAUGCCAAGAACCCACCUGACAUAGUGGGACGCGCCUCCAGUGUCAGACUGCUGGUCUUUGAGAAGGUUCCCAUCCAGGCCGGAGUGAUCACGGGGUCCAUCAUCGGUGCAGUGCUGGGUCUGUUGUUGCUGAUCGUUGUCAUCUACUAUCUCAUGAGGUUCCUGGUGGCCCGCAGAGUCUUCAACCUCAGUGUCAGCAAACAUGGAAAGAAAGGGAAGGGUAAAGAGGGAUCACAGCAGAGACAGGGCCCAACUCUCUCCAUCGGAGACCCGUCCAAGCUGAAGGCCGCCGCCUCAGAAAAGAAGAAGCAGGAGUCGCGCAAGGAUAAGAAAUAGGAUACGGGGAGCAGAGAGCUAGAGCCCCAACACACAGCCCAGCCCAAAGCAAUGAGACAGGCAGAGAGAGCAGGAACAGGGGGAGGGGACUCACCCAAGGGGGCAGGGCCUGGUAGGGUGCUGAUGACCAUCGAGCUGGAGCUCUCCAAGUGGGAAAAAGAGGGGAAGGGGAAGGGGGGUGAGUCCGCCUCGGCCAAAUCAUCCAGUUUCCUGUCCCUGUCCAAGCUCUCCAAAAAACUGACCCUUAAAUAAGUGAAUGAGAAUCAUACUGGAGAGGGAGGCAGCGGAGAACCUUAAUUAAGGGGGCAGUCUUAAAGAACUGUAAGGCUGUGUCCCAAAUGGCUCCAUAUUCCCUACAUAGUGCACUACUUCUGACCAGAGCCCUAUGGGCCCUGGUCAAAAGUAGUGCAGUGCACUAAAUAGGGAAUAGGGUGCUAUUUCGGAGGCAGCCUAAGUCUGUCUUCAACGGUAUAUUCUUCCCCACAAGAUCUAAGCCUUUACAACUCAAAGUAGAUUCAUCAUGAUCUCAAUGCCACACUGGGGUGAACAUAGACACAAUAGUGAUACAAAAAAUAUGAUAGCUCAAUCAAUGGAAGUGAAACACUCCAACUACUACUGUCAGGUCAUGAAACAUACCAUUUGAACCAAAUCAAAUGCCAUCUGACUGCUAGUUUGAUGACAAAAUCUUAAAAGCUAUUCCCAAGUUUGCCUUUCAUUCUGACAUCUUAGAUGUGAUGCAAGGCAGUAUUCCUCAACUACGCCUGUCCGACACACAUCAGAGAGUCCUGGCUACAGGGACCACCCGAUUUGUUCUUUUGUGUCUGUGUCCCAAAUGGCACCCUAUUCUCCACUCAGUGCACUACUUUGACCUGAGCCCUAUGGGCCCUGGGGAGAGGAUCUGUCAAAGUUUGACUUGCCCUCACACUGACUGAUGUUCUCUCUUCUUUCUCCUCUCGUCUUUCACUGGGAGCACUUUUAUUCUGACUCCUCUUCGUUAAAACUGUAGAAGUUUCAACAAAAACUUUGAAUGCUUACUCUUUCUCAUCCUAUCUUUUCUAUCUCUCUUUCUCUCAUAGAUUUUCUGAACCUUAUUUCUCAAAGACUCGACUUCCUCCCACUUGACUGCUUCAGCUUCCAUACGCCACACCCUUUUAGACCACACCCCUUUCCUCCUGCCCCACCUUUUGAUGCACUUGUCCUAUCUCAUUAACUCAUUAAGUCCUGCCUAUAAAAGAGCAGUCCUACUAAGUUAAGCAAGAGUAGUCCUACCGAGUUCAGCAUUUGUAUGAUGAGGCAGAACAUACAAGUCAUAACCCAUUUAGCUAGCAUCAAGGCAGAGCAGACCCGGUAUAGACAUGCAGUGUAACAAAUGGACCCAGCAGGCUAUUGAAUAGAGAUACAAAUACCAACAGGGAGAGGUCAAAUAGUUCCUGAAACUUCUGUUAAUGCUUCCUGCUGCUCAGUGCUCAAUCAGAUGCGGUGUGAAGAGUUUGAAUGCACCCUGUGCUGGACGAGUCAGAGUGAGGGAGAGAAAUAUGAUUCCUAGCUCUUACCUUGUGUAGAUGGGUUCAAAUUGAAGUUCAUAUCGCCGGGUGAUUCACUCCCUUCACAUUUGAGCUAAUGGAGGCCGUAGUGCUGUGCUGCCUUUCUGUCACUGCAAGCUGGAGGUUAUUCCUGUCUAUAAGGGUGUAGUAGAUACAGGCUUACUGUAACAGCUGCAAUUUAAAGCAGAGUAGAAAAAGCCCUGUUUGUUUGUGUCUGAGAGUACAUCCCAAAUGGCCAGCUAUUUCCUAUAUAUUGCACUACAUUUGACCAGGGCCCAUAGGGCUCUGGUUAAACAUAGUGCACUAUAUAUUGUAUAGGGUGCCAUUUUGGACGCAGCCUGCUUUGAAUUCUGUGACUGAGUCCUUGAAAUGACGUCACGUUGACAGCCAGUGGACAUUCUCAGGCCCUGACAACAAAGGGAUACUCCUCCUUUCUACUCCUCCGUGUUAUUCUGGUCCCGUUAAUCCCUUCUGCACAUUUCUCCCCCUAUUUUAGCACUUGCUGGUAACUGGAUCCCUCCAUCUCUCUCUCUCUCU
Messenger RNA from Oncorhynchus keta (chum salmon), 2914 nucleotides. It is a transcript of the gene mpz, whose product is annotated as myelin protein zero. NCBI's taxonomy places the organism in Eukaryota, Metazoa, Chordata, Actinopteri, Salmoniformes, Salmonidae. Gene Ontology annotation, cellular component: membrane. Gene Ontology annotation, biological process: myelination. The coding region runs from base 138 to 833 and encodes 231 amino acids. The transcript is spliced from 6 exons. The record is from RefSeq and is a predicted model, not a curated record.